Molecule: messenger RNA, 852 nt
Organism: Mangifera indica (mango)
Lineage: Eukaryota; Viridiplantae; Streptophyta; Magnoliopsida; Sapindales; Anacardiaceae
Product: protein LPA2
Exons: 2
Coding region: 78-647 (189 amino acids)
Cellular component (GO): chloroplast
Source: RefSeq, a predicted model, not a curated record
UGUGUAAUAAUAUCUUGAGCAAUGGACACACAGAGCAAGAGAUAAACUGACACACAACAUAACCAACUUAACUGAAAAUGGCGCUGCAACUCCAAAUACAGUCACCAUUAUCUUUCACCAACGAACCCUACAGUCAACUUCUUUCCACAACCAAAUCUAAAUUCCUAUUCAUUAAAUCUCAGAACACCCCAACCGACACUGAGUCUACUCAAGACUCUCCUAAGAAACCCAACCCCCUUUCUCCUGGCCAAGGCUUUGGCUCCUCCUCUUCUACUUCUGGGAAACCUACUGCCACUUCUGUCACCAAGAAAAAGAAAUCCAAGAGUAAAAGAGAGAGGGCCUCGGUUACUAGGAGCGCUCCCGUUCAAAAACCCGCCUUUGUAAGUCAAGAAGAUGAGGCUAAAGCUAAAGAAAUCAUGAAGAAUGAGAGUGCUUUUCUCCUUGCUUGGUUGGGAAUUGGUGGGGUCAUUCUUCUUCAAGGCAUUACUCUUGCUGCUUCAGGCUUCUUACCAGAGGAAUGGGAUAAAUUCUUUGUGAAGUAUCUGUAUCCGACUUUCACUCCAACAGUCCUCUUGUUUGUUGCUGGAACGGUUGCGUAUGGAGUGCUUAAGUACCUGCAAAAUGAGAAACUCAAGGACCAAAAUUGAAUCAUGGAUGAAAGCUGAUGGUUUCAGUUGUAAGGGAACAGAGGACCUCUACGUUACCCACUCAUAAUUUUGUGAUUAAAAUUCAACUUUAUUCUUACAUUUUAUUAAAAAAAAAAUCUUUCGUACGCACCUCAAAUUAACUUGUAUGAUGACGAUACACAUAUUCGUUGAUAGCAAAGUUUGUUACUAUGUAAUAGUUAAUCUU